GAUGCGUCCCCCGCUGAGCAUGUAAGGAGCUUCAAUGCGCUCUGCACAGAUCUGUAGGCAGCAUCUAGCUGGGGCAAACAGAGUUGGAUGAGUUCCUGCAAUGCCUCAGCUUUCCGCGGGCCUUCUGUGUCCCGAACAUCCCCGCUGGCUGCAAACAAAUGCGGACGAAAGAAGCGCGCACCAUUGCAGCCUACGCGUGAACAUAGGUCCACUUGACAAUAUCCAAGAUGCUUUCCUUCGGUUGCGUUUACCGUACUCACCUGCAUCACCUCCCCUGACCUGCAUCUUGUCCUGUCCCCUGCAUCAGGAGAUCAGCAGCGCGGCCUGGUGCCGAACAAACUCUGUAUUUCAACAUACCUUCUGUAAGCACAUAGUACAGCUCAGUCGCUCCGUUGCAACCCGUCCGAACUUUUUACAACUGCUUGCACUCGCUUUUCCGAGAGUUGUGACGCAAUGGCUCUCGACAACGUCCUGUUCGAGCUCAGGCACUCGGAGCCCCAUCUGAAGCAUGUAGAGGCCGAUGACCGCUCAAUACCCAAGAUAGAACCCGGGACGACGGUACACCAUUUCGAUAAGGCAAAGUUUAUCCAUGAAAUCGAGGGAGGCUGCCCGCUGAAGCAUCCCAACAACGUUAGCGACCGCAGCGCACCUCAGGUUGCAGGCGUCCAGAUGCAGCCCAACCCGCGGCCGGCGCUGCUGGCGGAGGUGAAGGCCAUUGGCGGCCACAACGCGGUGGUGAGUGAGCUCAAGUCAGUGACCUCCGAGGGCGGUGGCGCCGGCCUGGCUCUCAACCACGUGGAGGCGCCGGCAGACCGCAGUGCGCCUAUGACCGACGGCGCGCACGUGGGCCAGUGGGACAAGCGAGCCUUCCUAGGUGAGAUCUCCUCGCCCGGCAAGCCGCUGAAGCACGUGGACCAGGUCAGCGACCGCAGCGGCCCGCAGGUGGAGCUGGACGUCAAGAUCAAGCGCCACCCACACGACCAGCUGAUGUCAGAGGUGCGCUCAAGCAGCCCGCAGCAGCUGCGGCACGUGGAGGCCACUGCUGACCGCAGCAGCCCGCACGUGACGCACACGGCGGCACUGCGCAUGCAGGGCUCGGGCGGCCAUUAACAGUCAGGCCCUCGCUUGGCAGCAUUGUGAAGAGGGACGUAGGAAAGUAAUGGCGGAACCGCAGCAUCGCGUGGACUGGCCGCGGUGCCGGCGGAGGUGAAGGCAGGUGCCGGCGGAGGUGAAGGCAGGUAGCGGCAUGCAAGAGCCAACGACGCAGAGGAUACAACAACACAGCUCGAACAAGAAAGGCUAGAGUUGUCACAUCCAUGUUGCUGAAGCGGGAAGGCACUGAGAGGGUUGAGGAACAGUUGCUGAUAUUUGGCGAGCAGGCAAGCCAUGGUGCUGCCGUGAUUAGCAGCAAGGCAAUUCUGCGGCGCAGUCAAGUGCGCAUGACGCAUAUCGUGUCAGUGUGGAAGGAAAUGAUGCAUUUGUUGAGAGAUUGCCGGCGUUUUGCGUCUAUCUUGGGGCCCGGGACAUGUUGCGUUGUGUCGUUGUGACUAGGUGACAGUCCUGUGACUACGUAUCACCA
Molecule: messenger RNA, 1579 nt
Organism: Chlamydomonas reinhardtii
Lineage: Eukaryota; Viridiplantae; Chlorophyta; Chlorophyceae; Chlamydomonadales; Chlamydomonadaceae
Exons: 7
Coding region: 454-1110 (218 amino acids)
Source: RefSeq, a predicted model, not a curated record